UAGGUGAGUGCGUGGUAGGAGCGCGGCUUCUCCUUCUCUCCGUUGAACAGACAGAUUUAACGUUUUUUACUCGGAUUCUUAGUCACGAAUUAGCACGAAUAACGCUAUUGUUUGUUAAUUUACAGAUCGCAGCCAUGGGCCGCCGACCAGCCCGAUGCUACCGUUACUGCAAAAACAAGCCCUACCCCAAGUCCCGUUUCUGCAGGGGUGUGCCUGAUCCCAAGAUCAGGAUCUUUGACUUGGGAAGGAAGAAGGCCAAGGUAGAUGAGUUCCCCCUGUGCGGCCACAUGGUCUCUGAUGAGUACGAGCAGCUGUCCUCAGAAGCUCUCGAGGCUGCUCGUAUCUGUGCCAACAAGUACAUGGUGAAGACCUGUGGUAAGGAUGGUUUCCACAUCCGCAUGCGCCUGCAUCCCUUCCAUGUCAUCCGCAUCAACAAAAUGUUGUCCUGCGCUGGAGCUGAUAGACUCCAGACUGGAAUGCGAGGUGCUUUUGGAAAACCCCUGGGCACUGUGGCCCGUGUGAGGAUUGGUCAGGUGAUCAUGUCCGUGCGCACCAAGGCUGGGAACAAAGAGCAUGUGAUAGAGGCUCUGCGCAGAGCCAAGUUUAAGUUCCCUGGACGCCAGAAGAUCCAUAUCUCCAAGAAGUUUGGCUUCACCAAGUUCAACCCCGAUGUAUUUGAAGAGAUGAUGGCUACAAAGCGUCUGAUCUCAGAUGGCUGUGGGGUGAAGUACAUCCCCAGCAGAGGCCCUCUGUCCCGCUGGAAGGCUAUUCAUGCUGUGUAGACGUUCUCAGAGGCAACCAAUAAAAGUGGGUUUGAUUACAAAA
Molecule: messenger RNA, 825 nt
Organism: Platichthys flesus (European flounder)
Lineage: Eukaryota; Metazoa; Chordata; Actinopteri; Pleuronectiformes; Pleuronectidae
Gene: rpl10
Product: ribosomal protein L10
Exons: 6
Coding region: 135-782 (215 amino acids)
Biological process (GO): ribosomal large subunit assembly; translation
Cellular component (GO): cytosolic large ribosomal subunit; ribosome
Molecular function (GO): structural constituent of ribosome
Source: RefSeq, a predicted model, not a curated record